AUGGCGUUCUGGAUUUUGAAUGAAAGUCUCUCCAUCCUAUUAGGACUCUCGUGGCUGGGAGUGAAUUUAUAUCUGUUUAUCGACACAUUCUCUUGGUAUGAAGAGGAAGAGUCUUUCCUUUACACACGAGUUAUUCUGGGCUCAACACUGGCCUGGGCGCGAGCGUCUGCAGUGUGCCUCAAUUUUAACUGCAUGCUAAUUCUCUUACCGAUCAGUCGAAACCUUAUUUCAUUCAUGAGAGGGACAAGUACUUGCUGCAGAGGACCGUGGAGGAGGCAAUUAGACAAAAACCUCAAAUUCCACAAACUGGUCGCCUAUGGGAUAGCCAUUAACGCAACCAUCCACAUCGUGGCACAUUUGUGCAACCUGGAGCACUAUCGCUGGAGCCAGUCCACGGAAGCGGAGGGACUUCUGGCCGCACUUGCCAAGCUUGGCAAAACCCCAAAUGAGAGCUACCUCAACCCCAUCCGGACCUUCCACACAAACACCAUCACCGUGUUGCUGACGACAACUGCUGGUGUCACUGGCCUGAUCAUCUCUCUGGCUUUCAUCUUGAUCAUGACCUCUUCCACCGAGUUCAUCAGACAGGUCUCCUAUGAGCUGUUCUGGUACACACACCAUGUGUUCAUCAUCUUCUUUAUCAGUCUGGCUAUCCAUGGGGCAGGUCGGAUUGUUCGAGGCCAAACUCCCGAGAGUCAACUGCUCCACAACGUCACCUUCUGCAAAGACCACUACGCUCAGUGGCAGACCGCUGCCCAGUGCCCCACGCCUCAAUUUUCUGGCAAGGAGCCUUCGGCUUGGAAAUGGGUCUUAGGCCCUGUGGUCUUAUAUACGUGUGAAAGAAUAAUUAGGUUCUGGCGGUUUCGACAAGAAGUUGUCAUUACCAAGGUGGUGAGCCACCCAUCUGGAGUUCUAGAACUUCACAUGAAAAAGCGAAACUUUAAAAUGGCGCCGGGGCAAUACGUCUUGAUACAGUGCCCGUCCAUAUCGUGGCUGGAAUGGCACCCCUUCACCCUCACGUCGGCCCCUCAGGAGAACUUCUUCAGUGUGCACAUCCGGGUAGCAGGAGACUGGACGGAAGCUCUGUGUAAGGCCUUUGGGGCAGGAGGACAGGCCCGGAAGGAGUCCUGGAGCUUGCCAAGGCUGGCGGUGGACGGGCCGUUUGGAACCGCACUGACGGACGUGUUUCACUACCCAGUGAGCGUGUGCGUUGCUGCAGGAAUAGGGGUGACUCCCUUCGCCUCUCUCCUGAAAUCCAUAUGGUACAGAUGUGAGUCGCACACCCAGCUGAAGCUGAGCAAGGUGUAUUUUUACUGGAUUUGCCGGGAUCCAAGGGCUUUUGAAUGGUUUGCUGAUCUCUUACUCUCGCUGGAAACACUCAUGAGUGAGCGAGGGAAAGCUCACUUUCUGAGUUAUCAUAUAUUUCUUACCAACUGGGAUGAAAAUCAGGCUGUUCACAUAGCUUUACAUUGGGAUGCAAAUACUGAUGUGAUCACGGGGUUAAAGCAGAAAACGUUCUAUGGAAGACCUGACUGGAACCACGAGUUCCGGCAGUUGGCCUACACCCAUCCCAGCAGCAACAUCGGCGUGUUCUUCUGUGGACCCAAGGCUCUCUCCAAGACGCUUCAAAGGAUGUGCCGCUUGUAUUCCUCAGCCGACCCCAGGGGGGUCCAUUUUUAUUACCACAAAGAAAGCUUCUAGACUUCGGAGAAAAAAUUCCGUGUAUUACAUACGUGGCUACAAUCACAUAGGUCAGCGCUCGGGAAAUGUUUCCUGUAAAGGGCUGUAUAGUAAUUAUUUUAGAUUCUACAGACCAUAUGAUCUCAGUAACAACUACUCUACUCUGCCAUUCGAAUGCAUCAAAAUAGCCACAAACAGUACGUCAAGGUAUGGGCAUGGCUGUGUUCCAAUAAAACUUUAUUUGUGGGCAUUGAAGUAGAAUUUUAUGUAAGUCCCUUUUGUCAUGGAACCUUCUUUUGAUUUGUUUCUAAUGAUUUAAAAAUGUAAAAGUCAUUCUUAGCUCAUGGGCUGUCCCCAAAUCAGAUGAUGUUCCAGGUUUGGCCCACAGGUGGUAAGUUUGCUGACCCCCUGAUAGACAUCAUUGUUCUCAAACUUGUUUUCAUGUUCAGCAGUGCAUCCAAUAUGGAGACUGAUAUGGCUGCCUGGCUCAGAGUCUCCUUUAGAAGUUGUUUCAUAUUUCUGUCACCCUGAUGGCAGAGACAUCUGCCUUGUAUCCAAACGUGAUCUUUUCUGCUUAAUCUUAAGCUUCUUUGUGCUUUCUUUUCAUCUUCUAUAGACCUGAGAAAUCACCAAUGGGGGUUACCUUUCACGAAAACCCUUUAUAUGUUGAAAGUGAUAAAAUCAUCUCUUACCUAUCCCUUUUCUAGUCCAAACAAUACUAAAUUCUUAACCUUUCAGCCUAGGAUAUAUAUUCUAGUCCUUCAAUCAUUCUUGUGCUCUUCUUCAAAUCUGUUUCCAUUCCUUCACAUCCUUUUAAAAUGUGUUGCCUAAAAUGAGACAUAAUAUUCUAAUAGAUACAUGACUAGUAUUGGGGGGAAAAGUGAUUUUUUUAGAUCUCAUGUGCCAUGCUUUUCAAUACAACUAAAUUCUAUAUUUGCCUCUCUUUCCUUCCUUCCAUAUUUCUUUCUGAUUCUCUUUUAAUCCAGACUUUUCAUGCGGAUUCUCUCUUUAAUGUGGACUUUUUUUUUUCUUUCUCUUUUUUCUUUUUUCUUUGUAAGUAAGCUCUACACCCAACCUGGGGCUUGAACUCACAACCCUGAGAUCAAGAGUCACAUGCUCUACCAACUGAGCCAGUCAGGGGCCCCUACUGUCACAUUUUGAUCUAUGAUCAUCUUGACACUUAAGCCCCAACUCAACUUCUGCCCCACAAAUAUACUGGGAAUUUCUUCUUAAUUGUAUACUCCCACUGAGGCAAUCUAUUUUUAUCAUGCAGUUAUUUCCCCCCCAAAAUGUUCCCAAAGUAUUCCCCACAUCUUACAGUUUUCUCUAGUAGUAUUGAUUAAACUUUUAGAAUUUUUCUAACAUUUCAAGAUUGUUUUGAAGUUCAGCCCCAGAUAAUAAUACUAGUAUUUAGCUUCAUGAUAUCCACAAAUUUAAUUAGCAAAAUCUCAAAUCUUUUGUUUAGGUUUUCAACCAAAUUAUUGAAUCCAAAGAACUCCACCAUGAAUUCUUGCAACUACCUGAUAAUAUGAGUUCCCAGUUGGGAAGAGGUUAAUGAUAACUAGCCAUUGAGAAUUGUACACGACACCAUACUCUCUUAGUUUAUAAUUAACAUGUCAUACACAACAGAACAAAAACAUUUCUUGAAGUUAAAAUUACAUUUUACAAAUGCUUCUUAUCUUUGUAGACCGUCAUUCUGCCAAAAAAGAGGAUUAAAUUGGUCUGACAUGAUUUGUUUUUACAAAGUUAAGCAACCAGUUAAGCUCUUUCAGAGAUUUCUAAAUUAUAAAUUGAUCAUUUCUUUAACUUUAUCCUCAGAUACUGACUCUGAUUCUAUGAUUUCUAGGGCCUAUUUUAAUAUACACUCCAGGAAAAAAGGUGGAUAUAUUUCCUGAUGUCUCAAAAAUUAUUUCUACUGCCUCUGAAUUGGAAUUUCUUAGUAUCUUUAAGUAUCAGUUGAUAGAUAUCACUCAAACUCUACUAAUUUUAAUAUGUGCAGUAUUUCUGUGUGUUUAUUUCUCCAUUAAGUUUGAUUCAGUCUUUACAACAAGAACUUUCUGCAAUGUAUAUAUCUAAUCUUUAGCAGGAAAAUUAAAUGUAUUAAAAGAUUUUUCUUGGUUGUAUUCAAUUAUUAGUUUU
This is a messenger RNA of Felis catus (domestic cat), 3819 nucleotides long. RefSeq names its product NADPH oxidase 3 (gene NOX3). The transcript is spliced from 13 exons. Bases 1 to 1701 code for a protein of 566 amino acids. NCBI's taxonomy places the organism in Eukaryota, Metazoa, Chordata, Mammalia, Carnivora, Felidae. Gene Ontology annotation, molecular function: superoxide-generating NAD(P)H oxidase activity. Gene Ontology annotation, biological process: superoxide anion generation; defense response. The record is from RefSeq and is a predicted model, not a curated record. Gene Ontology annotation, cellular component: plasma membrane; NADPH oxidase complex.